Molecule: messenger RNA, 1069 nt
Organism: Papilio machaon (common yellow swallowtail)
Lineage: Eukaryota; Metazoa; Arthropoda; Insecta; Lepidoptera; Papilionidae
Product: protein THEM6
Exons: 5
Coding region: 182-883 (233 amino acids)
Source: RefSeq, a predicted model, not a curated record
ACUGCGACAGUUAAUAGGUUAUUUUUACCAUUUUGAACAUUUUAUAUUUAAUAUUUUUCCUUUUGAAUGUAUUUAAAAUAAUUCAGAUUACCUAAAAACUCAAUUUCGAUAGAAAAUCUGUUUAAUUUCUGCUCAUUAUGGUGAUUUGAGUGUUUUGCCGAUUCGUGGAUCAAAAGUGACCAUGUGGACGGUUUGCGUACCGGGAUGGGGCGCGGCGCUGGCGGCUGGUGCCCUACUGCUCUACGGCUCUUUGGACGUGGCGUACUUUGCCCGCAUGAUGUACACCGUUGCCCGAGCUCGGUACUUCCGUAAGAAGGCCUGCAUUUUGGAGACGACAGAAGUCAACUCUUGGUGUCUACUAAACGACAUAGACACGUUGCUGUAUCACAUGAAUAAUGCUCGUUAUCUGCGCGAGCUGGACUUUGCGCGCGCGGAUUUCUACGAGCGCACGGGACUGUACGCCAACAUCAGGGCAGCGGGUGGCGCGGUGGUACAAGCAGCCGCCACUAUACGCUACCGACGAUACCUCAAGCCGUUCACGCGCUUCAAAAUCACAUCUAAAGCAGUAUACUGGGACGAGAAGACAUUAUUCAUGGAGCACGAGUUCGUGGGUCCCGGUGGGUUCGUGCACGCGGUGGCGGUGUGCCGGCAGCGCGUCAUUGACACUUCUGCGGCGGCCAUCGCUGAACUACUGCUGCAGCUGCACUGCGCCGGCACUUGCCAGCCCAUGCCCGCUAAGAUGCCACCGGAGUUGGAACUAUGGGUUCAAAGCAAUGAGAUCAGUUCUGCGAAGCUCCGAGCUCCACAAAUGCCCCAAUCCAUCUUACACACCUCGCACAACAUCGGCUGCGGCGAAAUGGUACCGAGUCUCAACACCGAGUGAGACGGGACACACUGUCCGACCGAACUACGGUCCCGUUCACACGCACUGAAGCAAUCGUAAGUGCGAGCGAGACGGAAAACCGUAGGUAUUUUGGGCAGUGUUAUUCAUUCAUUUUAAAGUUGUCGACGACAACGGACGUUUCUGAAGCCUGUAUUGUGCUUUUCGAUGUAUACAAAUAACAUUUUG